AUGAAACUUAGAAAAGGAAAUAUAAUGUCCAUGAAAUUGGUCAAGGGACUUGUAACCUAUGUACCCCCUGUAGAUGCAGAUUUUGAUGUAUUAGAAAAGACAAAUCAAUCUGGCAGAGAGAAUAAGAAAGGAGAGAUUAAUAAAUAUGAUAGGAAGAAGAUAUCUUCUAAGGCAAAGUUCCCUCUAAGGACUAUAGAGAUUGAUGAGUAGUUCCUUAAGCACAAUCAAGAAUUUUUCGUUGAAUAUGACUUCUUCUUUAUGCUAUUUAUUGUGAUAUUAGUCAUGUUUAUGAUCACCUAGACUUUCAGAAUCAUACUUCCUGAUUAAAUGGAGAGCAAUCUGACAUUUUAUAUGAUGUUGUUCCUACUACUUAUGACUCUAGUAAAUCUUAUGAAGAACACUUUUAAUCAAGGCUAUUUUAAUCUUAGUGAUGAGACUAAGAUGGAAUUCCUUGUCGGAUUUAAAGCAUUCUUUGUAGUUUUUGGUUUAUUAAAGUUUUACGGAUCUCAGACCUUCUUUGAUUCAAAUAUGGAAAAAGCUCAUGACAAGACUUUAGAGAGAGUUAAUCAGACAAUGGAACUAUUUGGUGGUAGAUUGGAUUUACCUUACGAAUUUACCUAUUCAAUCAUGGCAAUAACAGCAGGCGUGAUUUCAUUUUCGACUGUUAAACUUAACAUUAGAUUUGCCUACUACUUUUUCAUGCUUACUAGAAAUAGAAGUAUAGUCCUAGCUACUAAAAUAGGGGAUGAAAGAAGAAGAUAUAAGCUAUUGCUAGCAUUUAUGUUCAUUAAUUUGCUCAGUCCAAUCCUUAUUAUCCUGCUAUUCAUUUAGCCUCUCAUUGAAUAGUUUGUUGUACCAGAAUACAUGGUAGUAGAGACAUGGAGAGUUAUUAGAACUGGAGUAUUAGUGGUGGCGGUUUGCUUAAGAAUGAUGACUUUUAGAGAAGAAUUGCAAUUCUUAUUCAACGAAUCCUACUUCCUUGUCUAGAAGCUAAUGAUUGACAAGAAUGAAAAGCUAUUCAGGUAUAUUAAACUAAGAAUUCAGGAAAACUUCCUCAAUACUUGGUAUAACAUCUAUCAAUAAACUUGCAAUCUCAUUCUUCCAAUGCUUUUACUCUUGAUUUACGUUCACAGGUUGGUCUCAUCAAUUCUUUCUACACAGUAAUCAAAUGCUCUAGACUAUCAAAAAAUAUAUACACGAAUUACCGAAUAGUAGAACUAGGCAUCCAAAAAUGGUUUAAAGUUUGAAUUCAACAUUUUUGAAGAUACUACAUCACUUUCAGAGGUUUUUGCAGAAAUAUCUGCUAAGGGUUUACUAACGUUGGACUUCUAUGAGGCGAUAUUUGGCUUCAUAAUUUUCUGGUUUUUCUUUUCAAAUUUCUUAGUUACAGUAUUCUCUCUAUUGUACUACCGCAAAUAUGUUAGUAAAUGA
Molecule: messenger RNA, 1431 nt
Organism: Stylonychia lemnae
Lineage: Eukaryota; Ciliophora; Spirotrichea; Sporadotrichida; Oxytrichidae
Source: the annotation of a GenBank genome assembly